This is a messenger RNA of Enterobius vermicularis (human pinworm), 891 nucleotides long. The record is from the annotation of a GenBank genome assembly. NCBI's taxonomy places the organism in Eukaryota, Metazoa, Nematoda, Chromadorea, Rhabditida, Oxyuridae.
AUGAACGUCUCGAAAGUGACAAAUACGACUAAUCCUUUUGAUAGUGGAAUGUUGGAGAAUUUGAGUACAACUACGGCAUUUAGCCCCGAUAUGUUCUCAGCGAAAAGUAAGGAUACUUCCUCACAAAGCUCUUUUCGUUGGUCUAUUGAACAAAUGGCUAGGCUUCAUCCCGUUGAUAUUGAUGAGUCGCAGAGCGACAUUGUCGAAUCACCAGACUCAGCUUUAGAGGCUCGUCUGAAUAGUGCAAUUGAAAAAUUUUGGAGUAGUCAAAAAUUCGUUGUUCCGUCUCCUGAUACAAAUAUGGUUAAAUCGCCAUGUGGUCUUGGAGACAGUGGUAAUCGUUAUAAGCAAGCAUCUCAUUCUGAGCACCGUUUUGGUGAAGGUCGGGGAACUAACAGAGAUAAGAAGUAUGAAGAGUCACCGCUUGUACGUGGUGGGGCCCGUCCGGCAGGUUUAAGGAAGCAUAAGGAGAUUCAGACGCUUCUUACUUUUCCUCCGAGUCUAGAUCUUGUCAAACUUUUGGGUGGCAGGUUUCAGUAUGAUGAAGAAGAGGGGGGAGCUGAAGAAGCUGCGUUUGAAGCAAAUCUUUCGAUCAAUACUUUGCGCAGGAAGCUUUUUACAGAAGAAAGUGAACCUUCAUUUACUGGGAGAGACCUGAAUAUUGAUUUUGAAAGUGGUUCUAGUCAAAGGGCGGCCUCAAAGUCGCGGUUACGCAGUUCUUCACCUAGCUCUUGUGACAUUUCGCUGAGGUCAUUCAGUGACUCCGCUUCUGUUGGAGAAUCGCUUGAUAGCGAUUAUUCUAGAGAAGGAGAAAAUGAUCAUUUAAGUAAUCGUAAAGGACAGCGUCGCAUGCCGUCCCCUGACGUUUCUCCCAUAAAAGCUGACUUUUAG